GAUGAAAAUGUGGACUUUUAUGAAAGAUGCUUUGAUACGGCGAGUUUAAAAUCUUUAGUGUUUCGAUGUCGUGCUAAGACAGAAAAUUAUAAUGUGAGUGUAUUAUCUAAUAUUUCAUUAAUUAUUCGGAAAGGACUUUAUGAUAACAAUAAACAGAUUUUAUGUGAGCAAUCUAGAAUUAGGUAUACUGUAAUAGCUGUAGCACCAAUUGAUUACGCCGCACGAGUUCAAGAGUUGCAUCAGAUCAUACGUCAAAUGGAGGAAGCCGCUUAA
Messenger RNA from Scutellospora calospora, 273 nucleotides. NCBI's taxonomy places the organism in Eukaryota, Fungi, Glomeromycota, Glomeromycetes, Diversisporales, Gigasporaceae. The record is from the annotation of a GenBank genome assembly.